CGAAGGUUAAGUUCUUCGUAUUUAAACUCAUAAGCCAGAAGGGUAAAGUCAGUUCAACUCAAACAGUUUUACAAUCCACAAAGGAACCAAAAUUGAGAAAAUGAAGUCUUUGAUUGUUCUUUUUGCUGUUGCUAUCUGCACAGUCAACAGUUUGCCAAGCCUAUCUUUGGGCGCAGCUUUAGUGGGUCCAGGUAAUCCAGGAGCGGUCCUUCAAGGGCCUGCUGCCAAAGGAACCGUAAUCGGUCCAGAUGGAAGCGUUGUUUCUGGAGGUGGACAAGCUGGAGCUUUAGCAGCAGCUCCAAUUCCCGGUGGAGUUGUUAAAGGAGUAGUUUCAUCCGGUAUCGUUGCAGCUCCAAUUGCCCCUGUUGUUGUCCCAGCCGCUGUACCAAUUGGUGUAGGUAAAAUUGGAGGUGGUGCUAUCUUAGCUGGACCAUCAGGAACUGUCAUUACUAAUGGAUUGGGUAAAUGGGGAGGAGCCGGUUGGGGUGGAGCAGGAUGGGGUGGUCCAGGAUGGGGUGGUGCAGGAUGGGGUGGUGCAGUUGUUGCUCCUGCUGUUAGCAGUCAAGUUGUUGUUUCUGGAGGAUGGAACGGUGGAAGUUGGGAUGAUGGCAGAUGGGAUGAUGGUAGAUGGGAUGAUGGUAGUUGGAACGGAAAAGGAGAUGAUGGAAGAUGGGAUGAGGGUAGAUGGGGUGGAAAAUGGUAAUGAUAAGAAGCAGGAAGAUGGUUUCUCUUGAAGGCUAUGAUUUUCUUAAACUUAUGUUGUACUUUGUACUUUUCCAAUGUAUCAUAUUGGUGUAUAUAAAUAAAACUUUGUUCGUAUGUUCAUAAAAAAC
Molecule: messenger RNA, 833 nt
Organism: Onthophagus taurus
Lineage: Eukaryota; Metazoa; Arthropoda; Insecta; Coleoptera; Scarabaeidae
Product: PE-PGRS family protein PE_PGRS61-like
Source: RefSeq, a predicted model, not a curated record